UAAACACAAGCGCCAAGAAAAGACCAAAAAAAAAAAAAAAUGUUUCCUUCGUUUUCCUUCACUCUCUUUCUCCUCAUCAUCUUCACCUCUUUCCUCACCAUUGUACCUGCCCACAAUCUCAUCCAUCAAACCUGCAAGAAAUGUGCCGAAACCGACCCAAACAUUCGCUACAACUUCUGUGCCUCAUCUCUUCAUGCAGCUCCUCAAGCUCAUUGUGCUGAUAACCUACGCCAGCUCGGCAUCAUCUCCCUCAGGCUACUCCGGCGCAAUGUAACGCAGACCAGGUCCCAUAUCAAGGAAAUCCUCCAUGACAGAAAGCUGGAUCCUUUCAUUAGGUCAUGCCUGCUUGACUGUUUUGAUUUGUAUUCUAACGCAGUUCCUCUUACCAGGAAGGCCAUCAAGGAAUACAGGGGUAAAAGAUAUUACAAUGUUAAUAUUGAUGUGAGUGCAGUGAUGGAUACACCCACCACUUGUGAGGAUGGGUUCAAGGAGAAAGAAGGUGCCGUUUCGCCAUUAACCAAGAGAGAUAAUGACAAUUUCGAGUUGUCUGCCAUAUCUCUUUCCAUUAUAAACAUGCUUUCACCUUGAAUGUCCCGUUUGCACGUUGUGUUUUUUCAGGGAUUAAUAUGUUGAUUGUUCUUUAUUUUGUUUUAGUUGUUUUGAUGAAUUCGGAAUUUCUAUCUUUUUGAAUAAGAAUGGUGUAUAUAA
Rubroshorea leprosula is the source of this 708-nucleotide messenger RNA. The record is from the annotation of a GenBank genome assembly. Lineage: Eukaryota; Viridiplantae; Streptophyta; Magnoliopsida; Malvales; Dipterocarpaceae.